Grammomys surdaster is the source of this 499-nucleotide messenger RNA. RefSeq names its product C-C motif chemokine 8-like. Gene Ontology annotation, molecular function: chemokine activity; CCR chemokine receptor binding. Gene Ontology annotation, cellular component: extracellular region. Gene Ontology annotation, biological process: G protein-coupled receptor signaling pathway; cellular response to interleukin-1; positive regulation of GTPase activity. The record is from RefSeq and is a predicted model, not a curated record. Bases 29 to 328 code for a protein of 99 amino acids. The transcript has 3 exons. NCBI's taxonomy places the organism in Eukaryota, Metazoa, Chordata, Mammalia, Rodentia, Muridae.
CCUUCACUCCAAAGCCUUUGCCUUCAACAUGAAGAUCUCUGCAGUGCUUCUGUGCCUGAUGCUCAUAGCUGUCACUGUCAGCCCAAUGAAGCUGGCUGGGUCAGAUACGACAUCCCUUCCAGUCACGUGCUGUUAUAGUGUAACAAAUCGUAAGAUUCCCCUUCGGAUGCUGCAGAGCUACAAGAGAAUCAGUAAUAUCCAUUGUCCCCAGGAAGCUGUGAUCUUCCAGACCAAACGGGGUUUUUCUGUCUGUGCAGACCCCACAGAGAAGUGGGUCAAUACAUACAUGAAGAUCCUUGACCAGAAGUCUCAAAUUCUGCAGCCUUGAACCUUCACACCUGGGUUGAGAGACAGCCAAAGCCGGAAUCUUCUCCUAAUCUUCGCCCCUAAUCUUCUCUGGGCAGAGAGAUGUUACAAGUAGAUGGUGCCUGGGCUGGGUGUUUCCUUGUCUCUUAUAUGAGCAACUGAAAUAAAAGCUCACAUUGAUUUGCAAAUGUAA